This is a messenger RNA of Coniosporium apollinis CBS 100218, 1332 nucleotides long. RefSeq lists its product as uncharacterized. The coding region runs from base 1 to 1332 and encodes 443 amino acids. Gene Ontology annotation, biological process: purine nucleoside catabolic process. The transcript has 9 exons. Gene Ontology annotation, molecular function: purine nucleosidase activity. Gene Ontology annotation, cellular component: cytosol. The record is from RefSeq and is a predicted model, not a curated record. NCBI's taxonomy places the organism in Eukaryota, Fungi, Ascomycota, Dothideomycetes.
AUGGCGUCGCCAAACCGUAUCAUAAUUGAUACGGAUCCUGGAGUUGACGACAUUCUGGCGCUACUCCUAGCAUUCUCAGCAAAACCCGAAGAACUAGAGGUACUUCUCAUAUCGCUCACAUUUGGCAAUGUAGACGUGCAGAAUUGUCUCCGUAAUGCUGUAUCACUGUUUCAUCAUAUCGAGAAAGAGCAGGAAUGGCGAAGAAAGAACGGAAAGCCGGAAGGAUUCGAGACGUUAAGAGCUAGCAAGCCGAUUGUGGCUGUUGGCGCGGAAGAACCUCUAGCAGAUCAAUUGAUGAUGGCCGACUAUUUCCACGGCGUUGACGGAUUGGGCGGUAUUCAUUCCAGCCAUCCCCAUCUCACCCCGGCAGAGAGCUGGAAGAGUCUGUUCGACGUUGCCGCCUCAUCCGGCAACGAUGACGAAGCGGAAGCAGCCCGCGAGAUCCAAGCCUCAGAGGCACCCUUCACGCCAUCCCAACUGCCCGCCCAUGAAGAGAUGCUCCGCCUCCUCCGCGAGAACGAACCAGACACCAUCACUAUCGUAGCCAUCGGCCCCAUGACCAACCUCGCCCUGGCCGCAGCAGCAGAUCCAGAAACCUUCCUCCGCGCCAAAGAAGUCGUUGUCAUGGGCGGCGCCAUCGAGCACACAGGAAACAUGACGCCCGUUGCCGAGUUCAACACGUACGCGGACAGUAUCGCCGCCGCGCGUGUUUAUGCGCUUACGAGCCCGAAUCCAAAGACGACUAUGCCGCCUGUGCCGCCUGCGCCGCCGGGGAAGCAGUCUGCGGAGCCGCCGCCGCCGUUUCUGAAGGCGUAUCCGGAGAAGCUGUCGAGGCGGCUGAAGGUUAAGCUCUUUCCGCUUGACAUAACCGAACGCCACGUUCUGACCCGCGGCACCUUCAACUCCAUCGUCGGGCCUCAACUCGACGCCGGCUCGCCCCUAGCCGAGUGGAUGACUGCGUUUCUCGGCUCCACUUUCGCGAAGAUGGAGUCCCUGACUCCAGGCGUCUCUGGCGACGUCGUUGGACUCGCUCUUCAUGAUCCCCUCUGCAUCUGGUACACCCUCCUCGCCUCCUCCCCGCACUGGACCCUCGCCGCCGCCGCUCCCGAAGACAUCCGCGUGGAGACGAGCGGGCAGUGGACGCGCGGCAUGUGCGUCGUGGACCGCCGGAACCGCAAGAAGCGCCUCGACGACGACGGAGAAGGCGGACAGGUACCGAGCGAUGCGGGGAACUGGCUUGGUGUUAGGAGCGGGAACCGCAUUGACAGGGUCGUGGGCACGCCUGGGGAGGAGAGGUUUGGCGGGGUGCUGCUGGGGAGGGUGUUUGGGUGA